Malassezia vespertilionis is the source of this 852-nucleotide messenger RNA. RefSeq lists its product as uncharacterized. Gene Ontology annotation, biological process: ceramide biosynthetic process; ceramide catabolic process. NCBI's taxonomy places the organism in Eukaryota, Fungi, Basidiomycota, Malasseziomycetes, Malasseziales, Malasseziaceae. Gene Ontology annotation, cellular component: endoplasmic reticulum membrane. The record is from RefSeq and is a predicted model, not a curated record. Bases 1 to 852 code for a protein of 283 amino acids. The transcript is spliced from 3 exons.
AUGAGCUGGUUGAAGCAGACGGAGUCAAUCCCGGAAGGCUACUGGGGUCCAGUCACGCUGCUGUGGUGCGAGCUGACAAACAUCUUUUUUGUCGGUGCUGCAAUCUACGGCGCGUACCGCGUGCAUACCGAAAAACUGCUCCGUACAUUCUACGGCGCUUUUACCGGCCUUGCCGUGGUUGGCAUCGGCUCGUUCCUUUUCCAUAUGACGCUUAAGCACGAGGCCCAGCUUGGCGAUGAGCUCCCAAUGAUCUGGGCGAGCAGUUACGUGGGCUGGGUCUUGAUGCAACACACGAGCAUGUACGGCCGGAAAAAGAACCCGUACAUGUUCGGCGUCGCAAUUGGGUCACUCUCUUUGUUUAUCACGGUCGCAUACGUAAUGAACGGGAACCCAGUGUUCCACCAGGUCGCAUAUGCAGGUAUCUUUGCUACGGCAACAAUCCAUGGGCUCGUCGUGCUCUUUCACUCGCGCUCGCCGCUCUCUGUGGUCCCAGCAGCACACCGCCUCCGCCAGGAUGCGCGUUUCAUGCAGGUGAUGGGAACCUGCGUGUUCCUCGCCGGGUUCCUCAUUUGGAAUAUUGACAACAUCUGUUGCGGAUCCUUGCGCAGUGCACGCACCGCGGUUGGUUACCCCACCGCCGUGCUGCUCGAAGGACACGGCUGGUGGCACAUUUUGACGGGUCUCGGAGCAUACUGGAUCAUAGUCUCGUGCGAGGUCAUCGUCUCGACAAUGGUCGAGCACCCCGACAAUUUUGAGAUGCACUUCUCGCUCCUUCCUCACCUGCGCCGCAUCAAGCCGUAUGACCCGAAUCAUACGCUGCUGCGCGACUUCCAGGCCAUAAAGAACAAGUAA